Molecule: messenger RNA, 2074 nt
Organism: Thunnus maccoyii (southern bluefin tuna)
Lineage: Eukaryota; Metazoa; Chordata; Actinopteri; Scombriformes; Scombridae
Gene: spaca4l
Product: sperm acrosome associated 4 like
Exons: 3
Coding region: 112-504 (130 amino acids)
Cellular component (GO): membrane
Molecular function (GO): transmembrane receptor protein serine/threonine kinase activity
Source: RefSeq, a predicted model, not a curated record
UGGCGGAGAGAAACAGUUUGUUGUUUGAUCAAGAAUAUAACGGUCUGGUCCGCGCAGACAAGACAAGCAGGCAGCUUCGAGUCGAGUUUGUUGACCUUAUUUCUUCCCAACAUGAACAGAGUUAUUCUCCAGCUUGUUGCAGUGGGAUUCUGCUUUGCAGUCGGUCAAGCUCUGCAGUGCUACAAAUGCAAAGUUGGCUUCUGGGACCUGUGCAUAACCACUAAAACCACGUGUGAAAACGGGGAACAAUGCUUCAGUGGUGUCGGAAAAGCAGCCGGCUUCGUGGACAUCAAGACCAAGGGCUGUCUAAUAAAGGCUGAGUGCAACCAGACCAAAGACGUGAAUUUCCCCUCCAGCAGCAGCAACACCACCGUCUACACGAUGACUAAGACGUGCUGCGACACCGACUUGUGCAACAAGGCGCCCGGUCUGCCCGGUGUGUCCGGGCUGCCGCUGGCCUUCGCCACCAUCACUGCUCUGUUUGUGGCUAACGUCCUGGUUUGAUGGAUGACACAAAAUGCAAAUACAUACAGACACACACAGAAAACAAAAACUACAUACCACCCACACACCGGCACUACAUAAGGAUUAAAUUAAAUGAUCUCGGCAGACAUGAGCUCUUUAAUCAUAGAGCUUGAUUUCAUUUCCACAUGGGUCUUGUGUUUACUUUCCUUCAGGUGUAUUGUACUUUAUAAUUUCACACACGGUGUUAUUGUUUAUAAAUUGUCCCUAAAAUGUAAUUCCCUCUUUUUUUUUGUAUUUUUUAAGAUUUAUCAGUAAGUUGCCUAAGCUGUCAUUUCACUGUCAGAGAUAUUAAAAUUAGUCGACAGAUGAUGAAAAGUGUAAAACGAGUGCAUAACACCGACAUAUAGAUGAUUUUAAGAAGUUUACCGCCUGCUUAAAGGGCCCUGCAAUUAACUUUCUCCACAUGAAUAAGCGAUAUAUAAUGUUUAGCUUCAGGGCCGAGGGUGUGAAUCCUUCAAGCGUUUCACUGUAUGACUAAAUCAUUUUUGCAGGUCAAAUUAAGUGUUAAUACAGCUUAAAGGAAUAGUUUGACAUUUUGGGGGAAAUGCUUAUUCAUUUAGCUGAGAGUUGAGAUCGAUACCGCCCAUGUCUGUAUGUUUAAAUAUGAAUCUAUCAGGAAUCAGGAGGCGGUUAGCUUAGCUUAGCAUAAAGACUGGAAGCAGAGGGAAACUGCUAGCAUGGCUCUGAAAGGUAAAGAAAUCUGCCUAUCAGCACCUUUUUUAAAGCUCACUGAUUAACAUGUUAUAUCUUGUUUGCUUUAUCCAGACAAGACAUGUUGUGGGUCUUACACACAUUAGUCAUAGUGAGCUAUUCUUUGAGCUGUUAGGUAUAUUUUUUUUUACCUUUUUUGACAGAGCCAGGCUAGCUGUUUUCCCCCUUGCUUCCAGUCUUUGUGCUAAGCUAAGCUAACCACCUGCUGUGCUGAUGCUUGACAUUGAACAGACAGAUAUGAGUUGUAUCGAUCUUCUGUCAGCCGAAGAAUCACAUUUCCUAAAAUGUCAAACUAUUUUUUUAAUUUAUUGCCUUUGACUCACUGUAUUAUGAUUUUUUUUUUCUUUUUUUUUUUUUGGUCAUAUAUUCAAAUACCAAUAUCUAGAUCUAAAAGUUGAAAACAUUUCUAUUUCAAAACAGCACCUAUUAAUUUGUUGCCAGUUGCUUUGUGUUCACAUAAUUACAACUUAUCUAAUAAAAUGUAUAUUAUCCCUUCACUAGUGUCUGUGAAAACAUUUCUUUUUAUUUUGUUUUGCUGUUUUUUUUUUUCUCCUCUUUUUGACACAAACUGCUCCAUCAUUUCUGUCUUUAACCUGUUUUAUUUUCAAUAUUUGUGUCAAAUUCAUUCUGCUCAUUGCUCAUAAGUUUUUCUUGCUAGUUUUGAAUGUGUGUGUGUAUAUAUGGGAAGAAAGUGAUGACAUCAAUCAUGAUGUUGCAUAUAUUGAAAUGUAAUUGAGAUCGCAGCAAUUUGAAAUGUGUCAAGACUGAUCACGAGAUAUUGGCUUGGAUUUCAACAUGAAUCACACGGAUGAAUAAAGACAAUUUAAACCUUCCUGAA